Messenger RNA from Solea solea (common sole), 3003 nucleotides. It is a transcript of the gene aggf1, whose product is annotated as angiogenic factor with G patch and FHA domains 1. The record is from RefSeq and is a predicted model, not a curated record. Gene Ontology annotation, biological process: vasculogenesis. Gene Ontology annotation, molecular function: nucleic acid binding; protein binding. The coding region runs from base 161 to 2368 and encodes 735 amino acids. The transcript has 16 exons. Lineage: Eukaryota; Metazoa; Chordata; Actinopteri; Pleuronectiformes; Soleidae.
AAACCCGAAGAAGAAUUACUUCCGCUGUGACGCAAUUGACGCUUUAGUAAAUGGCGGUCAGGAACAGGGUGGACUGUAAACAUUUCCACGGUUGUUUCAUGUGCCGCGAAGACACGAGAGUUACUGCUAAGGAGAAGUCGACGAAACGAACGCUGAACUAAUGGAGACCGAGAACGGAGAAAAGGACGCAGACUGUGACGUGGCAGAGCUGCUUCUGAAAGUGGACUCAUUGAAGCAGGAGCUCAAAGAGUGUAGAACUGAGCUGUCCAAGCUGCAGAAGCAGCUGCACCAGUCUGAGAGACUUCAGAGGAACACAGAUAGCUACAAUGAAGACCUGAGGAAACAGGUUGAUCAGCUGAGUGCAGAGAUUCAUGAACGGAAGAAGAAGGACAAAGACCGAGUCAACAGUGAAACUCAGACAGAUGACUGCGUGUGGACAGAAACUGAUUAUUACAAUUACUACUAUGGAAGCUACUACCAGAACCCUGAAGCAACAGAAAGCCAGGAAGGCCUGAACACGACAGCAGCAACAACAGCAAAAGCAGCAGUGGAUGUAGCUGAUGUAGCUGAUGGCAGCCAUGCUACAGACAACACAUCAACACAUUACGAAGCAGCAUCUGCAGAUGCCCAGCCUGACGAAAGUGGCAUUGUCACAACCGAGCAGCAGGAUGAUCCUGGAUCCAUAGCGGAUAUUCUGCGGGCCACAGCUGAAGAGGCAAUGACACAGACUGGGUUUGUCUUUGACGAGAACACAGGAAUGUACUAUGAUCACAGCACAGGCUUCUACUAUGACUCGGCCAGUCAGUUGUACUAUGACGCCAACACCGGCAUGUACUACUACUAUGACGCAGAGAGCGGUCGAUACCAGUUUCAUUCCAGGAUUGAGGUUCCUGCUGCGCAGACUGCUGCUGAGCUUUGUCCAGACAAGGACACUGUUGAAAAGAAAGUCAGGAAGUUCAAGAAAGGUGUCAAGAAAACAUCACGUCCGGGUGAUAAGGAGCAAACGGACAUUAAGUCUGAACAAGAAGAAACUGACUGGGUCGAAAAGAAGACCACCGAUUCACGAAAACCCAAGCGGAGGUCUCGUAGUGCAGACGUGGCUCCACGUCGUGAGGAGAGCAACAGAUCUUCAUCAAAAAAGAGGAAGCACAGAAGUGGUUCACGCCACGACGAUGAGCGAAGUUCAAAGAAGAAAAAGAAGAAAUCAAAAUCAGUGAAGCGGAAGAAGAAAAGAAGCCUUUCUCGCAGUGAUGACUCCGAGGGUGACAGUGAACCUGAGGAGGGUGAGAUCACAGAGUCUGAGAGAGACAAGUGGGAGUCUACUCCAUCGGUCUCGUCGUCCUCUGGCUCCCCCUACAGGGAGAGUCCAGAAUCUGAGGUGGAGACUCAGAGUCAGGAAGUGAAAGACAUUUGGCCGCCCUGUGUAAGAGUGACGGUGGUGAGGUCUCCAGUGCUGCAGGUGGGCUCUCUGUUCAUCCUCACAGCUGACUCUUCAGCCACCAUCGGCAGAGAGAAAGAUAUGGAUCAUGCGAUACGAAUACCAGAGAUGGGAGUCAGCAAGUUCCACGCAGAGGUGUACUUUGAUCAGGAGCAGCAAAGCUAUGUGCUUGUGGACCAGGGAAGCCAGAACGGAACCGUCAUCAAUGGCAACCGGAUCUUACAGCCCAAAGUCAAAUGUGAGCCACAUGCACUGAUGCAUGGUGACGAGGUGAAGAUGGGAGAGACUGUGCUGUCCUUCCACAUCCACUCAGGCACUGACACCUGUGACGGAUGUGAGCCUGGUCAGGUGAUGGCUCACCUCAGCAAGCACAAGCGUGAGGAGCAGACAGGCCCUGCUCUAACCAAAGAGGAUAAAGAGGCACUAAGACAGAAGGAGCUGAAGCAGAUGAAGGCCAAAUAUGGCCUGCAGAGCAAUGAGUAUGAAGAGGCCAAAGCCCUGAGGAAUCCCAAAUACAAGGACCGAGCAGAGUCUCGUCGACAGGUUGUGGGCAGCGAGGGGGCUUUCCAACGAGAUGAUGCGCCUGCGUCUGUUCACACGGAGAUCAGUGAAGUGAAUAAAGGACGGAAGAUGUUGGAAAAGAUGGGCUGGAAGAAAGGAGAGGGACUCGGCAAAGAGGGAACUGGAAUGACGAACCCAAUUGAACUGAAGAUCAGAAAGUCCCAGUCAGGUUUGGGGGCAGGUGCCACCCUCUCUAUAGACACCGUCUCUGUGACCAGAUCAAAGUCUCAGAAGAACUGGGAGAAAGCCAGAGAGAGAUUUGCUGACUCAUGCCAGCCUGACACGCCUGCAAACAAAGCACAGAACAAGUCACCCAAAGCCUGGGUAAGAGCAGAGGAGGCGGACGCUAAUAACACACAGACGGAAUAAGUGUGGACACAUUUGUUCUCCAGUGCAAUCUAAACAGGUUUUCUCUCGGCACCACUUUGUUCUGAAGGAAACAGAAUGUGAUUAUGAUUUGUUUUAGACCGUAUGCCAUGUAACCAUGAUGGUAUAUUUGUUAUCUGUGUGUACAGUUACCAUGGUUACAGGAGGCCUUAAUUUUCAUUGCCAGUAAAGAAAUGAAAUAAGUGGUUUAAUUGUCGUCUUUAAUUGUUUCUCUUCUCAUCUCCGUUAUGUUUCUGUUGCGUUUGCGGUAAAAGUCAGUUAGCUACUGUCGUUAGAAUGUUUCUCUAAGCUAUGAGUGAGUCAUGUCAGAUGUUUACAGCCCUGGACAAAGUUACUGACUGAUAAAAGCACGUGUUUCAUAAGAACCUACAGAUGGCAGAUCUGCCUCCGUGCCUCCCAGAGCAAAGACGACACGCAUCGCCUCGAGCAAAUAUUGACACGGAGAAGCUAUAUUUCUCACAAUGAGAUCGUACUGUGAUGUAACAACUGUGGAUGUGUUCAGACAACCCUGGUCACUGAUCGUGUAGAACCAGUCUUGAUUGCUCUGUGUGACACUGCCCAAACUCCUGAUCCCAGUUUUGAAGAUGUUACACAUUAAAUGUUGAACAUGAUCAACA